CGCCCGCCCGCCCGCCCGCCCGCUCGCCUCACCGGCAUCGCCUCGCCUCGCCUCGCCCACAACCAAAACCCACCCAGAGCGCUGAAUUGAGACCACGUUCACCGGCCAGAGUCUCCCCUGAAAAACGCCCAGAUGGAUAACAGAAACACUGAAGAGAAACCAGUCCAGCGGUCCAAGUCGUUCAGCUUCAAGGCGCACAAGGAGGUGUGCUCGUCCUGCGAGAAGACCGUCUACCCCAUGGAACGACUGGUGGCCGACAACCAGGUCUUCCACUCCACGUGCUUCUGCUGCAAGCACUGCAACACCAAGCUCAGCCUGGGAAACUUUGCCGCCCUGCAAGGCGAAUUCUACUGCAAGCCUCACUUCAAGCAGCUGUUCAAGAGCAAAGGGAACUACGACGAGGGCUUCGGACGCAAGCAGCACAAAGAGCGUUGGGCCGCCAAGGAGACGGAAAACAUCACCAAGACGGCGUGAAUACGCAAAAAAACACCGAGUUUUCUUUUCUUUCUUUUUUUUUGCCCCCAAACUGGCCAAAACUUCCACCACCAGUGUUUUGUUCUUGUUCUGUUUAGUCCCAGCUAAUUGAUUGUGACCAAAAGCCUUCUCAGCAAAGGCGAGGGGAGAUCUUACCAUGCUGUAAUUAGUUUCUUUCUUAUCGUUGUUGUUUUUAUAAAUGACUUGCACCUAUUUAAUCACGUCAGCAGGUACACUGUUUUACACACACGCACACGCACGCACGCACGCACACACACACACACACACGCACUCGCACUCAGGUCAAAACUAUCCAGGCUCUUUAUUGGCAGUGUCACCCAAGGAUUUUCUACAAACAUGUUACAAUAAUGAUCCGCAGCGGUCCCGAGCGCUCUGCGGGAAUCAAACAGGGUACUGUAAAGUUACCUCGCGUCUUUUUGGAAAUUCUUCUUCUUUCUUAAAUGAUUUUGCGUUUUGGGAGUGUCGGCCGUCCGUCUUCACUGCAUGUGGUCGCAUCCCAUCGGCCUUAUUUUAACCACUGGAUGGGCCUUUAAAGUCAUAACGAUUGGUUUUAUGUCGUAUCCAAGCACUGGGAUUGAUUGAUUGCUUGUUUAGUGAAUUUAUCUGUACAUAGCGCUGUGGUCUGUUGUGGUUUGUGACCCCCCCCCCCUCCCCAAUUGCCCCAAAACACCCACCACACAUUGGUGCCAUCUGUCAUUUCAAUCAUUCCAAUCAUGUGAAACCUUCCCCAAAUCCAGUUUACAAUAGAAAAAUCCCACGGCACUCUGACCCAAAUGCAAGGGUGGAGCAUUUAAUGUCUCCGUGGCUGGCAAAGAACCAAGAUGCUGACUGCCUAAGCCAUUGGCACCUGGACCUAUUGCCCCCUCUCUCUUUCAAAAGAGUAGCUAGCUAGCUAGCGCAUGCUGCAUGCAUGACAGCCGGCCGGUGCAGACGUGCUGCUGACGUGGUGCUGGAUCCAUGGUCUGAGGAAGAAUAGUCAAUGACUGAACUUUUUUUUAAUGCCUUUUUAGUCAAAGUUGACUCCGUUUGCGGUCUCCAUUUUGGAUUGACCGACAAUUAAAUCAAAUUUUAAUGUCUUGUGUAAAAGUAAAAGCUCCUUUUAGGGACUCGGCUGACACUUGAAUGACUCGGUUGAUUUUGUUACUGUGAAUCGAGCAUGCUGUGAUCAAUAAAACCGAUUGAUAUUUGCAUUUUUUUUUAAAGAGAAGCCUUAGAACUAAUUAUGUCUACAUGUCCUGAUCAUGCCUUUCCAAACGUAGACGACAUUUCCCACGUAACCAGCAGCCCCCCCCACCUCACGCCUCCACAAAAUAAUGUAUAAUACUUCUUACUCUGCUCUUACAUCCUUUGUGUGUGUGUGUGAUGACUUUUUAACCCUUGACUGCUUUAAAAUCAAAGUUAUUGUACUGUAUGUGGAAAAUGGUGUCUUUUGUUUUGUCUUGACACUCGCCAAGGUGCAACAUCUGUGAACGUCACUUUGGUCAGGUGACAGGUGAAAUGUAUUGGUCUGUUCUCGUGGAUUUUUCAUUGUUUGAAAUGUAUGCUUUCUUAUUUUUAUGUUACACACUUGAGCUGCGGUUUGAGGUGGCCUUAUAAGCAAAAGAACGCUCGGACUGCGCUUUGUAGUCUUCUUCCUGGUCCCUUGUUUUUAUUUCACUUCUUAUUACAAUUUUAGCACCCUUCAUUCUACGCCUCGAUAUUUUGAGCAUUUGUCAUGUUUUUCUUUUUUCUACAUGCUUUUGGAGGAAAAAAAAUAAAAAUGCUGGUGUUGAUUUUAA
Messenger RNA from Syngnathus typhle (broad-nosed pipefish), 2273 nucleotides. RefSeq names its product LIM domain containing 2 (gene limd2). Gene Ontology annotation, cellular component: actin cytoskeleton; plasma membrane. Gene Ontology annotation, molecular function: actin filament binding. Lineage: Eukaryota; Metazoa; Chordata; Actinopteri; Syngnathiformes; Syngnathidae. The transcript has 4 exons. The coding region runs from base 133 to 474 and encodes 113 amino acids. The record is from RefSeq and is a predicted model, not a curated record. Gene Ontology annotation, biological process: actin filament bundle assembly.